GUCCUCUCAGGUUUUAUUUCAGUCUGUAGAGGAGCGAGGACGCGUGUUUAAAGCUGCGGCUGUUUUUGUGGAGGCUCUGAUUCUAGAAACAUCUUUGAUGGUUUUUCACUGAGGCUGUUUGAGUGACGGUUUAAGGACCUCAGGCGUCACCAUGAGCAGCACCAGGACUUCGCCACCAUUCUCCACCUGCCCGCUACUUCUCUUGUUGACCAUCAUCUUGACUGAACUUCCUUUGUCUGCAGCGGGAGGAUUGACUGUGGCGUCCAACACCACCACUAAUCAAACCAAAUGUGGAGGAAGCACGGACUGCAUUGAAGGCGUUAUCCUCCCCAUUUGGAAACCCGUGAACCCGGCCUUCCCGGACCGCCUCGCCAGGGCCACCAUUUACUUUGUGGGAUUGGCGUACAUGUUCCUGGGGGUGUCUAUCAUUGCUGAUCGCUUCAUGGCGUCCAUCGAGGUCAUUACCUCCCAGGAGAGACAGAUCACCAUCAAGAAGCCAAACGGGGAGAAGAUCACUACGACGGUACGGAUCUGGAACGAGACCGUGUCUAACCUGACGCUGAUGGCGCUCGGCUCUUCCGCUCCAGAGAUCCUCCUGUCGGUCGUGGAGGUUUGUGGUCACAACUUUGAUGCCGGCGAGCUUGGACCAAACACCAUCGUAGGGAGUGCCGCCUUCAACAUGUUUGUCAUCAUUGGCCUCUGCGUGUCCGUCAUUCCUGACGGAGAGAUCAGAAAGGUGAAACACCUCAGGGUGUUCUUCGUCACCGCCAGCUGGAGCGUCUUUGCGUACACUUGGCUGUACCUGAUCCUGGCGGUAAUUUCUCCAGGUGAGGUUGAGAUAUGGGAGGGGCUACUCACACUGUUCUUCUUCCCUCUUUGUGUCGGAUUCGCCUAUGUGGCCGACCGCAGACUCCUCUUCUACAAGUACGUGUACAAACGCUACAGAGCAGGGAAGCAGAAAGGAAUGAUCAUCGAGACAGAGGGGGAACCUGAGCUUCCCUCCAAGGUCGACAUCGAAAUGGACGGGAAAAUGCUCAACUCCCAUGGAGAGGAAACGCCAUUUGAUUCUCAGGAGCUGGACGAGGAGGAGGCUCGCAGAGAGGUAGCGAGGAUCCUGAAGGAGCUGAAACAGAAACACCCGGAGAAAGAGAUGGAGCAGCUGAUGGAGCUAGCAAACUACCAAGUUUUAACGCAACAGCAGAAGAGUCGAGCUUUCUACCGCUGUCAGGCCACCAGGAUCAUGACAGGAGCGGGAAACAUCCUGAAGAAGCACGCCGCUGAACAAGCCAAGAGAGCCAACCAGCACGACAUCUGCUCGGAGGUCUCAGCCAGUGAUUUCUCCUCGAAGGUCUUCUUCGACCCCGGUACCUACCAGUGUCUGGAGAACUGUGGCAGUGUAGCCCUGAACAUCGUACGCCGCGGUGGAGACCUGACCAGCACGGUCUCAGUGGAUUACCGGACAGAAGACGGCACAGCAAACGCCGGCUCCGACUACCAGUUCACCGAAGGAACUGUCGUCUUCCAGCCAGGCGAGACCGAAAAGGAGAUCCGCAUCGACAUAAUCGAUGAUGACAUCUUUGAGGAGGAUGAACACUUCCUGGUUCACCUCAGUAAUGUGAGGGUCAUAUCAGAGGGAACCGGAGCAGACGACCAUGAGGGGAACCAUGUAGACGCCCUGGCAGGUUUAGGUCUGCCGUGCACAGCCACCGUCACCAUCUUUGAUGACGACCACGCAGGGAUCUUUACGUUCGAGGAACCGUUGGUGACGGUCAGCGAGAGCAUCGGGAUGAUGGAGGUGAAGGUGGUUCGGACCUCAGGGGCUCGCGGCGUUGUGGUGGUGCCAUACAAAACGAUGGAGGGGACAGCUAAAGGAGGCGGCGAGGACUUUGAGGACACGCACGGAGUCCUGGAGUUUGAGAACGACGAGAUCUGGAAGUGGCUCAGUGUUAGAAUCGUAGACCGAGAGGAGUACGAUAAGCAGGCCAGCUUCUACAUCCAGCUGAAGGAGCCGUACUGGAACAGGAGGAGGUGGACAGGUGGAUUUGUGAAAACAGACAAACAGCUGUGUGGCAAAGACAUCUACAGGAAGGUCCAAGGAAGAGACAACCCCGCUCCCUCCACCAUCAUCAACAUCACAGAGGGAGGGAGUGAGGAGGUUCUGACUAAGAAGGAGGAGGAGGAGAGGCGGAUUGCAGAGAUGGGCAGACCAACGCUGGGUGAACAUGUCAAACUGGAGGUCAUCAUCGAGGAGUCAUAUGAGUUCAAGAACACUGUGGAUAAACUCCUGAAGAAGACCAACCUGGCCCUGGUGAUCGGGACGAACAGCUGGAGAGAGCAGUUUGUGGAAGCCAUGACAGUCAGCGCUGGUGAUGAUGACGAAGAUGAAUGUGGCGAGGAGAAGAUGCCCUCUUGUUUUGACUACGUCAUGCACUUUCUCACCGUCUUCUGGAAGCUUCUGUUUGCCUUCGUCCCUCCUACGGAGUACUGGAACGGCUGGGCCUGCUUCUGCGUCUCUAUCUCAGUCAUCGGCAUUCUGACGGCGGUAAUCGGGGACCUGGCGUCACAUUUUGGCUGCACAGUCGGCCUCAAAGACUCUGUCACCGCAGUGGUGUUUGUAGCUUUGGGCACAUCUGUUCCAGACACCUUUGCCAGUAAGGUUGCCGCCAUCCAGGACCAGUACGCUGAUGCCUCCAUCGGCAACGUGACAGGAAGUAACGCUGUCAACGUCUUCCUGGGUAUUGGUGUGGCGUGGUCCAUCGCCGCCAUCUACCACUGGAGUAAGGGCCAGGCGUUCAAAGUGGACCCAGGCACGCUGGCCUUCUCCGUCACGCUCUUCACCAUCUUUGCCUUCAUCUGCAUCGCCGUCCUCCUCUACCGCCGCCGGCCAGAGAUCGGGGGCGAGCUCGGCGGUCCCAGAAUCCCCAAAAUCCUGACCACCUGCCUGUUCUUCAGCCUGUGGUUGAUGUACAUCGUGUUCUCCUCACUGGAGGCUUACUGCCACAUCGAGGGCUUCUAAGAGUCCUGCUUCUAACGGCGCCUGACCAACCAUCUGAUCCACUUCUAAAGGGCCUUGGGCUCCGGUUCUCACGGGUUCACAUCAUUUCUGAUUUUUUCAUAAAGGUUCAGAGGUCAGAUCACACAAAGCUGACAGGAUCUGAAAAACCGGACUUUGAUGGGUUUCAUGUUUUUAAGGACUUUUUGUUUGAUAGAUUUUCUAACAGACCGACGUGUUUCUAAACAUGGAUGGAAAUAUGCGGCUAACAGUGGUGCAGAUGGCCUUGCAGUUAGGUCCCGCCCCAUGUAUGUGAUUGGUCCUGGUUCAAAUCCAGCCUGUGUGCGCUUUUCCUGCACAUCAUUCCCCAUUCCCAACUCUAUCCACUGCCCUUCCCUGUAAUAAAGGCCCAAAGUGCCCUAAAAAAAUUGAAAUACAAAUGUACGUUUAUGGGAUAAGACACACGACUUUCAGGGUUCCUCCAAAGGUUCCUCAGCGAGAGUCAGAAUUUUCCUCAAGUUUCUGAUGUUUUCGAGGGAGCUUUAAAGAUUCUGCUCAUUUUUAAGGUUGUUUUUAAUCUCCUGGUUUGGAUGAAUGUGUAAAGUACAUUUUAGGUUCUUAAUGGUUUAUGGACGGUUCCAGUAGGUCCAGUCACAGUUUCUUGGUUUAGAUGUGAACUUUGUUUCUGACCAUCUUCAUGGUUCUUCCCAGCUCUCUCUGGUGUCCAUGUUAGUCUCAGAAACCAUCGGCUGAACCUUCAGCUCAUGUUUAACUUUGUUAUUUUCUGUGACUCGAGUUUUUCAGCCACGCCCACUGCUUUGACCAUGAGAAGCUGAUGGAUGAAACGUUUCACCCAGAAGGCAUUUCUGAACUGGGGAUGGAGUAACGUUCAUUUAAAGAUGGCGGACUCUAGAUUUGGUUUUAAGAAGAUGCUGCUGGUCUCUGCCGGUCUUUAACCGGACUCUGCAGCCCAGUGAUGCUGAACUCUCAAACACAGACUCCAGUCGACUGCAGCAGCAGUGGAAAUAUGAAAGCGUAUGUUUGUUUGUGUGUGAGUGCUUACGUAACCUCUACGAACACUGAGAGGGCAGGACGCCAUCAGAGCGAUCUGUGAUUCGAUUGGUUGUUCCUAAGCAGCAGCAGAUUGUCAGAUGGAUGCUGAUCAUGCUCAACAACGUGGUUCAGAUGUAGGAGCGCUCAGGUCUGCGAGGUGUUAAAUUCAAAUAUUAAAGA
Molecule: messenger RNA, 4225 nt
Organism: Cheilinus undulatus (humphead wrasse)
Lineage: Eukaryota; Metazoa; Chordata; Actinopteri; Labriformes; Labridae
Gene: slc8a1a
Product: solute carrier family 8 member 1a
Exons: 10
Coding region: 152-3016 (954 amino acids)
Biological process (GO): cell communication; sodium ion transmembrane transport; calcium ion import across plasma membrane
Cellular component (GO): axon; postsynapse; sarcolemma
Molecular function (GO): calcium:sodium antiporter activity
Source: RefSeq, a predicted model, not a curated record